Messenger RNA from Soboliphyme baturini, 2220 nucleotides. The record is from the annotation of a GenBank genome assembly. Lineage: Eukaryota; Metazoa; Nematoda; Enoplea; Dioctophymatida; Soboliphymatidae.
CUGUAUCGGUUUGAUUUUAGGUUCGAGGUACCAAACGACACGUUGGUUCGCCCAUCCGGCCGGCACCAAGGGUUGAACACACCCAUCUUCAAAGUCGAAUACUGUUCGUCUCCGUUCGGCGUCAAAGUCAUUCGACUGUCCACCGGCAAAGCGAUCUUCGACACUUGCGCACAGCGGGACUUUGCAUUUGCCGACCAGUUUCUGCAGCUGACCGUGAAAUUGCCUUCAGACAACGUUUACGGAUUUGGUGAGCAGACGGCACACCGGUUCAAGAGAGACAUGAACUGGAGGCGAUGGACGAUGUGGGCACGUGACGAGGGAGUCUGGAACAACAGUUACAACCUGUAUGGGGUGCAACCGUUCUACCUGUGUCUUGAGGAUGAGGCUGGCAAUAGCCACGGUGUACUUUUGGCGAGUUCCAACGCGAUGGAGGUCGUGCUGCAACCGUCGCCUGCCAUAACAUGGAUUACGAUCGGGGGCAUUUUGGACUUUUACGUAUUCCUUGGCUCAACUCCCGAUUCUGCUAUCCAGCGGUACGUCUCCGCCAUCGGCAGACCAAUUUUGCCACCGUACUGGGCUCUUGGCUUUCAGCUUUGUCGCUGGGGUUACCAGGGCACGAGGCACAUCGAAGAGGUCGAGAAGAGAAUGCGCGACUACGGCAUCCCGCUCGAUGGUCAAUGGGUAGACAUCGACUAUAUGUACAACUACGAAGAUUUCACGUACGACCGUUGUUCGGAGAAAUGGCGAGACUUGCCAUCUCUGAUUGAACGCAUUCACAGCAUGUCGAUGAAAUUUGUACCGAUUCUUGAUUCAGGAAUCGCCGCCAGAUCCGACGGUCCGUGCAACACUACUUAUAGCGUUUUUCCUGACGGGCUGACCAGCGGCGUGUACGAGAUCGAUUUUGAUGGAAUAUGGAUCGACAUGAACGAACCGUCGAACUUCAACGAUGGUAACAACUAUGACAAUCCUAACGCUCACCAGUGCCGGCACAACAAUUGGAAUUAUCCGCCAUACACACCCCCCGUUGACAGCUAUCAGGUUGCCGGUCUUUUCGGCAAGACGCUGUGCAUGGAUGCCAAGCAAUUCAUCAACAUACACUAUAAUCUGCACAGUCUAUACGGACACUCAAUGAGCAAGGCGACUAAUAAUGCGUUGUCAGAAAUCAUGAAGGACAAACGGCCAUUCAUCCUAACCCGUUCGAAUUACGUAAGCACUGGUCACUACGCGUUUCACUGGCUUGGCGAUAACCAGGCGCUGUGGCCGGAAAUGCGGUGGUCGAUUGUCGGUAUGCUCGAGUACAACCUGUUCGGCAUAAACAUGGUCGGAUCGGAUAUCUGCGGAUUCGUGUUCAACACGACGAAACCUCUGUGCCAGCGGUGGACGCAUUUGGGCGCUUUCUACCCAUUCAGUCGCAACCACAACAUCAACGGCGGGACGGACCAGGACCCGGCAUAUUUUGGACCCCAGUUCGCGAGGUCGGCUGGCAAAAUUUUGCACGAACGCUAUCGCCUAUUGCCUUACAUGUAUAGCCAGCUGUUCGCCAGCCACACAAACGGUUCGGCCGCUGUUCGAGCGUUGUUCUUCGAGUUCCCGGGCGAUCGUGACACGUGGCCGAUCGAGGACCAGUUCUUGUGGGGGAGGUGGUUGAUGAUCAGUCCUGUGCUGGAAGAGGUGUCGAGUAGACAGGUCUACUAUCCAGACGCCCGAUGGUACGACUACUUUACUCAUGAAGCUCGCGCAGAGAGGAAGCAGAAUAUCACGAGAGCGUGCGAUGAGGAUUGCAUCAUAGUCGACGUCAGAGGCGGCGGCAUCAUUCCGAUGCAGACGCCCAGCUUGACGACCACCGAGAGCCGUCGAAACCCUAUGCAGCUGUUAGUGGCUUUGGACGACCGCCAGUUGGCCAGCGGUUUUCUGUUCUUGGACGAUGGCGAGUCGACCGCGGUCUACAACAACAAUUACACGUUGGUCCAAUUCGAGGUCAAGUCCAAAAAUGAGCAGUCCACUUCGUUUGCCUUAACGUGCUCUGUCGAGAAAAGCAAUCAGUACUUACACCGCACUCUUGUGAACGAGGUUUUGAUCAUGGGAGUCAAAUCGACGCCGACCUUCGACGACCCUACAGUGAAACCCGAAUACAACGAGUCCAAGCAUUUCCUACGUUUAGCUGUGUCGUUUACCUUAAACGACUUGUCACGAAAAGAAAUCGUGUGGCACUUGAAGUAA